Theobroma cacao (cacao) is the source of this 1769-nucleotide messenger RNA. Its product is annotated as Methylenetetrahydrofolate reductase family protein. Gene Ontology annotation, molecular function: proline dehydrogenase activity; FAD binding. Lineage: Eukaryota; Viridiplantae; Streptophyta; Magnoliopsida; Malvales; Malvaceae. Gene Ontology annotation, cellular component: mitochondrion. The record is from RefSeq and is a predicted model, not a curated record.
ACUUUUUCCCAUCUUUUCUUACCAAGACAAAACUAAAAGAAAAACCUCGUAUUGUCCUGCCCCUUCCCUUCUAUGGCCACAAGACUUCUCUCACCAAAGCUCCUCAACGACCUCCGUUAUUUCACCAGGCCUCUUAACUCUGCCUCCUCCGCCUCCAUCACCGCUGUUUCCCCUCUGAAUUUCGACGAAAAACCCGAACCCGCCGCCGCGGCGGUUGAAAAACCACCGAUUAAUCAACCAUCCGCAACCUUUGACCUCAACGAUCACCAAAAGCUUUUUGAUUCGGUGUCCACCUUGAAGCUUUUACGUUCAUCAGCCAACCUUGCGUUGGUUUCCAUAGAGCCUUUCGUUGAUUUUGGCAUGUGGGUUAUGAAUUCCAGGCUCAUGGAAACAAGUUUAAUACGUGACGUUAUAUUGAAAACCGUAAAGCAUACCUUCUUUGAACAUUUUUGUGCCGGUGAAAAUACGAAGGAGGCAGGGGAGUGUGUGAGGAAAAUCCACGAGGCUGGUUUGAGAGGGAUGCUUGGCUAUGCUGUUGAGCAUACAAGCGAUAACGCCGGUUGCGAACGGAACUUGGAAGGCUUUCUCCGGAGUGUUGAAUUCGCCAAGUCGCUUCCACCAUCUUCUGUUAGCUUUGUCAUAGCAAAGAUUACAGCAAUAUGCCCCAUCAACCUGGUCAGAAGAGUUAGUGACUUACUGAGGUGGCAAUACAAGGACCCUUCUUUCAAUCUUCCAUGGAAACUCAACACUUUUCCAAUUUUCUCUGACUCAAGUCCAUUAUACCACACACUGCAAAGGCCUGAACCACUAACUCCACAAGAAGAGUUAGACUUUCAAUUGGCCCACCAGAGACUGCUAAAACUCUGCCAGAAGUGUGUAGAAGAUAAUGUGGCAUUAACAAUUGAUGCUGAGGACACAUCCCUGCAACCUGCCAUUGAUUACUUGACAUACUCGUCAGCUCUCAUGUACAACCGAGAUAAUAAUCCCAUUGUUUAUGGAACAAUUCAAGCAUACUUGAAAGAUGCAAAAGAGAGGCUGUUUUUGGCAGAAAAAACUGCAGAAAAACUGGGAAUUCCAAUGGGGUUCAAACUAGUAAGGGGUGCUUAUAUGACUAGUGAAAGAAAACUAGCUUCUUCCUUGGGCUAUGAUUCCCCAAUUCACAACAGCAUUCAGGAGACGCAUGCAUGCUACAAUGACUGUGCUUCUUUUAUGCUUGAGAGAAUUGCUGAUGGCCAUGGUGCAGUUGUUCUUGCGACUCAUAAUGUUGAGUCAGGGCAGCUGGCAGCAUCGAAAGCAAGAGAUUUGGGGAUUCAGAAGGGAAAUCAAAAGCUUGAAUUUGCACAGCUAUAUGGAAUGUCAGAAGCUCUUUCUUUCGGUUUGAGAAAUGCAGGGUUUCAAGUUAGCAAAUAUUUACCGUAUGGACCAGUAGAUAUGGUAAUGCCAUACCUUCUAAGGAGGGCUGAAGAGAAUAGAGGACUACUAUCCACUUCAAGCCUUGAUAGGGAACUCAUGGGGAAGGAGUUGAAGAGAAGACUAAAGAAUCUGCAAUUUUCUAAGCCAGAGAUAACAGCUCCGAGAAGCAUCAAGGUAGAAAUAGGCACACAAUGAAAGCUUUAACCUGCUGGCGAACUUAUGGCUUUCAGGGAUGGUAGAUUGGUCUUUGGUGGCAAUUCUUGCCAAGAAUGUUAAAAAAAUAUGUUGUAACCUUGGCAAGUGGCCCAUAUGAAUGAAAUUUCCAUUAGAGAAUUUGAAAAUCUUCUUGCUUCCAA